Molecule: messenger RNA, 2141 nt
Organism: Carlito syrichta (Philippine tarsier)
Lineage: Eukaryota; Metazoa; Chordata; Mammalia; Primates; Tarsiidae
Gene: DPAGT1
Product: dolichyl-phosphate N-acetylglucosaminephosphotransferase 1
Exons: 9
Coding region: 429-1655 (408 amino acids)
Biological process (GO): dolichol-linked oligosaccharide biosynthetic process; protein N-linked glycosylation
Cellular component (GO): membrane
Molecular function (GO): UDP-N-acetylglucosamine-dolichyl-phosphate N-acetylglucosaminephosphotransferase activity
Source: RefSeq, a predicted model, not a curated record
AAGUAUCCCGCUCUUGCUUUUCUUUCUUUAAUUGCUUUUCUAAUGCUCCCGGGAUGAUUCUACUAUCGAACAAAGGAUGAAGUUUAAAAUUACGCUUCUGUGUCCCGCCCUCCUCUCGCCACCCCCCCCCCCCGUGCCCGUAUUAAAAAUGGCGGCGGCCGCCGCCUGCCCCGGCGAUAUUUGCUCUGCGAAGAUCCGGGCGGAAACAGGGGGUAGGCAGGUGCAGCCGGGUAGCGCCGAGGUUGCUUCAGAGAGGUUCUCCGGGGUCCCGAGGGCAGCGCAACUCACAAUUGCAGGGUUUUGUCCAGGCUGGUGUGGGGGGAGCCUGCCUGUGCGGAGCGCCAACUCGUUACUGAGGCCCCAGGACUGCACUCCAGCUUGCCCGUUAGCUGAGGAAGCGGCAGAGCGAGGCCCCCUGACUGGUCACCAUGUGGACCUUCCCGGAGUUGCCGAUGCCGCUGCUGGUGAAUUUGAUCGGCUCGCUGCUGGGAUUUGUGGCCACACUCACUCUCAUCCCGGCCUUCCGUGGCCACUUUAUUGCCGCGCGCCUCUGUGGCCAGGACCUCAACAAAACUAGCCGGCAGCAGAUCCCAGAGUCCCAGGGAGUGAUCAGCGGUGCUGUUUUCCUUAUCAUCCUGUUCUGCUUCAUUCCUUUCCCCUUCCUGAACUGCUUUGUGAAGGAGCAGUGUAAGGCAUUCCCCCACCAUGAAUUUGUGGCCCUGAUAGGUGCCCUCCUUGCCAUCUGCUGCAUGAUUUUCCUGGGCUUUGCGGAUGAUGUUCUGAAUCUGCGCUGGCGCCAUAAGCUGCUGCUGCCCACAGCUGCCUCACUACCUCUCCUCAUGGUCUAUUUCACCAACUUUGGCAACACGACCAUUGUGGUGCCCAAGCCCUUCCGCCCCAUUCUUGGCCUGCAUCUGGACUUGGGAAUCCUGUAUUAUGUCUACAUGGGGCUUCUGGCAGUGUUCUGUACCAAUGCCAUCAAUAUCCUAGCGGGAAUUAAUGGCCUAGAAGCUGGCCAGUCGCUAGUCAUUUCUGCUUCCAUCAUUAUCUUCAACCUGGUAGAGCUGGAAGGUGAUUAUCGGGAUGAUCAUGUUUUUUCCCUCUACUUUAUGAUACCCUUUUUUUUCACCACCUUGGGAUUGCUCUACCAUAACUGGUACCCAUCACGGGUGUUUGUGGGAGAUACCUUCUGUUACUUUGCUGGCAUGACCUUUGCCGUGGUAGGCAUCUUGGGACACUUCAGCAAGACCAUGCUACUCUUCUUCAUGCCCCAGGUGUUCAACUUCCUCUACUCACUACCUCAGCUGCUGCAUAUCAUCCCCUGCCCUCGUCACCGUAUUCCCAGACUCAAUGUCAAGACAGGCAAACUGGAGAUGAGCUAUUCCAAGUUCAAGACCAAGAGCCUCUCUUUCUUGGGCACCUUUAUUCUAAAGGUGUCAGAGAGCCUCCAACUGGUGACAGUACACUCGAGUGAGAAUGAAGAUGGUGAAUUCACUGAGUGUAACAACAUGACCCUUAUCAACUUGCUACUUAAAGUCUUUGGGCCUAUAUAUGAGAGAAACCUCACAUUGCUCCUGCUGCUGCUGCAGAUCCUGGGCAGUGCUGUUGCCUUCUCCAUUCGAUACCAGCUUGUCCGACUCUUCUAUGAUGUCUGAGUCCCUUGAUCACUACCCUUUACCUCACAGCCCCUAGAGUCAUGACUCCGACCGUCCUCCGUGUGGACCAAGACUGCCUCUUGGCCUAGGCUGCUGCAACCCAUCAUAUGUCUCCAAAUUUUGUGCUCAGCAUUUUCUUCCCCUGUAAUUACUGACAUCCUGGGUCUUUCUACUGAUUUAGACUACUGAUUAGACUUUGCCUGUGGCUUUCUCCAUCUUGCCACUCUCUUCCUCCCCAUCCCAUCUUUGCAGCAUCAUAAGGUGGGGUACAGCAGCUUUUAUGCACUUAUCCAUGAAACAUAUUUCAGAGUCCUGACUUUCAAGGAAUAUACUGGGCCUUGGAUUAGAACCUGGGCUAGGGACAAGGGACACAGGCUUCAAGGUGACUUGAUGAUUGACUAUAAAUUAAGUGUUUUGAUUAGUAAGAGCAGAGCAGGGGGCCAGGUGCUCCCAAUGAUGACAAUAAAGUAUUAUCUUUUUCUUGUU